CACAUAAUCUAAUGAUGCCUGUAGGUUUAUUACAUAGAGGAUUACAACAAGAUCCAAGACGCCCAAAUAAUAAAGAAGGCGGUGACUUCACGCUGGAAUUCGGAGAAUUACAAUUAUGUGUUAACAAUGAUGCAGAAAUAUCGUACGAUUUUGAUCUCUUCGGACGUUUCGAUAAUCUCUGCGAGCAUCACGGAUGUGAGAAGAUAUCUACAUUGAGCGACUGCUACUUUUGCGUAAGCGGAUGUCCCGAGCCGAGGUACGAUCACACAAAGUGCUGCAUAGAAAUGGGUCUAGCGUGGAGUCACCGCUUUCUUUAUUAUUUGAGCGUCUUGGAUCUUGUUGUAAUCUUCUAUGUAAUAAACCUACAGGCAUCAUUAGAUUAUGUGAUUAUAUGUGACAAUAUUACAAAAUAUCUAUUAUUGUAAUAGGUUUAUAUUUUAUCUUAAAAUACACGAAUAAAAAGAGAUUUACUAACCCC
This is a messenger RNA of Harpegnathos saltator (Jerdon's jumping ant), 478 nucleotides long. RefSeq lists its product as uncharacterized. The transcript is spliced from 3 exons. NCBI's taxonomy places the organism in Eukaryota, Metazoa, Arthropoda, Insecta, Hymenoptera, Formicidae. Gene Ontology annotation, biological process: intracellular signal transduction; adenylate cyclase-activating G protein-coupled receptor signaling pathway; cyclic nucleotide biosynthetic process. The coding region runs from base 12 to 425 and encodes 137 amino acids. Gene Ontology annotation, molecular function: adenylate cyclase activity. The record is from RefSeq and is a predicted model, not a curated record. Gene Ontology annotation, cellular component: plasma membrane.